Suillus discolor is the source of this 597-nucleotide messenger RNA. RefSeq lists its product as uncharacterized. Gene Ontology annotation, molecular function: hydrolase activity. The record is from RefSeq and is a predicted model, not a curated record. The coding region runs from base 1 to 597 and encodes 198 amino acids. NCBI's taxonomy places the organism in Eukaryota, Fungi, Basidiomycota, Agaricomycetes, Boletales, Suillaceae. The transcript has 6 exons.
AUGCUCAAGAUUCAACAAGAAAGACAGUCCGAGCGACAAAAAACCGUCCAAGUCGUUUUCCUAUGUCAAAAUGGAGGGAACGUAAUAGGCAUCUAUGAGGUUUUCCUUAGCCCACCCCCAUUCGCAGCCGUAUUCGCGUCCGUCCGAGACACCAAUGACUCGCUACUCGCCAAAUACGCAGGCUCGCCGCCGCUUGGUUGUAGAGACCGCGGAUGUGCGCCAGGUCCAAACACAAAUCAUCGUAUCAACGCAGGACCUCUCCUUUUCUCAUGCGCAGAGGAAGAGCACACAUUCCCACUGGCCUCGCGUCGACGUGCCGAAGACAUCAUGGUCGCUCGCAAAUCCACAUAUUAUUUCCAGGUGUUUUCAGGCGUCCAACAUGGGUUUGUUGUACGGGGUGAUCCUGCUAUUGACACGCAACGCUGGGCGAAGGAGGAGAGCGCUAGGGGAAUCGUUGGUUACGAUGCUUCCUCCCACAUCUCCCUCGUUGCCCGCCACCUUUCUCGUUGCAUCCCGCCCCGUCCGAUCAUCAACUAUGUCAUUCCCGCCGUCCACCUGAUGUUGUGGUUCUCAUGCAUGAUAAUACUGUUACUGUAG